Messenger RNA from Selaginella moellendorffii, 6106 nucleotides. RefSeq lists its product as uncharacterized. Gene Ontology annotation, cellular component: intracellular membrane-bounded organelle; membrane. The coding region runs from base 378 to 6047 and encodes 1889 amino acids. The transcript has 16 exons. Gene Ontology annotation, molecular function: ABC-type transporter activity; lipid carrier activity; ATP binding. Lineage: Eukaryota; Viridiplantae; Streptophyta; Lycopodiopsida; Selaginellales; Selaginellaceae. The record is from RefSeq and is a predicted model, not a curated record. Gene Ontology annotation, biological process: transmembrane transport; lipid transport.
UUUCCACAAUCGUUAGGUCAAGACGACGCGGUACAAGCUGUAGCUAUGGUGGCACUGGUGGAGUCUUUUGCGCGAUAGGGGCAAUGCUGGUGACGACUUCUCCAACCAGGUGUGUUAGAGCUACUCCAGAUCAUUGCCGCCCUUAGAAAUCCUCCUUGUUGGUCUCGCGAGGCUUUUGGCUUGACCAUGGAAAAUCGUCCACUCCGUCACUUCCUGUCCGUAUACGCUGCUGACCUAGCGACAGGAGGAACUAGAGCGCUCAAAAAGUAUGGAACACGCCGAAGCUCUAGCUCACUGAGCAGCGAUCUCCACUCCAUUCCGCGAGGAUGGUUUAGCGAUUUUGGGCUUGGUGAGCGAAUUCUACUCUUUUGGCGAAGAUGGUUGAGCAGCAGGGAUCUAGCUGGUGGCUGCAAUUUGCUGCGCUCACCCGAAAGUGUUGGAAGGUGCUGCUCCACAGGAAGAUCUCCCUCGCGGCUUAUGUGUUUGCUCCUCCCCUCGCGGUGAUAGUACUCUAUAUCCUCUUCUCCACCGUUGCGCUCGAUGACUCCGACUUGAAGAACGACGACCGGCUCCAGAGCGUUCCCGAUGGCUUGACUCGCUGCGUUGUUGUGGAUGCUCGAGGAAACCGGAUGGAGCUCAAGAGCUUCUCAGCACCGAACUCGUCCCAAUCUCUCCAGCACUGUAUCACGAUUGGAUUUGUUUCUGACGCUGGAAACAACGCGAAAGUCGUCAUGCAACAGGUGGCCAACUCGGUGGGACUUGAGUAUGGUGUUGACGUGGUGGAGUUCCCCAGCAACCAGAGAAUGUCCGAGUUUAUGUGGAAGAAUCCCGGCCAUGUCGAUCUCGCUGUCUCUUUUUUCCCGGACAACUUCCACGCUUAUGAUGUCUGGAUGAACAGAAGCUACACGAGAGCCUACGAAUUCGGUGCUCUCAAGAAACUGGAUCCAUUUCUCAAGUCACAAGGUCUAUCUGGCAGGCUGCUCACACUCCAAAAAUCUCUCGAUACUGCUAUUAUUUCGACAUCAUCCCGAGGCCAACAGCGUUUCUCGUUGCAAGUUGGAGCUUUCACUGACAUUAGAAGCGACGAGAAAAUUUCCAGAGAAUCGGAUGUUGGUGCCGGGCAAGAGACCGGAUGUGACGAACCUACGUAUCGGGUGAGAACUCAAGUCGUGAUUGGGUUCAUGGGAGGCACCUUGAUAGCAACUGGAGUUGGGAUCUCGACUAUUGUGGUGAUAAUGAUCCUUGCUUCGGAGAAACAAAAGAGAUUGAUUGGAAAACUACGUCAGAUGGGGCUGCAAGAAAGCGCACACAUUGCUUCUUGGACGAUCGCGUUUCUUUUGCUCUCGUUUGUGAGUUCCCUGCUUACGGUGAUUAUCAUGAAGCUCGUUUCGGGAUCACACCAGCUCUUCGCCUUCAAAUACACUUCAUUUGGUGUGCUUUUUGUAACUCUCUACGCUUUUCAAAUAGCCAUGAUCGGGGUAGCGCUGAUUGUUGCGGCGCUCUUUACAAAGCCCGUGUGGAUCAUGACAGUUUCGUCCCUGAUUUUCUUGGGGAUACUCUUCUCGACAAUGACGAUGAACCUUACUAGUUUGACCAUGGGCAUGUUUGGCGUUGAUGUGUCUGGGAAUUGCGUGAGAAUGGACAAUCCUUACAGUGGAUUCUGGGCUCCUCACAAAGCCACUCACUUCAUGGAGUUUGUUAUUUUCUGGUUUCCGUGGAUAAGUUACGGACGGAUAGUUCUAGAAAUGUAUGCAACCACGAUCUACGGCAGGAAAAGUUUUUCAUUCCAUGAUCUCCAAUCUACGAUGCAUUAUUUAAAGUCCGGCAGCGAGGUGGCCACUGUAUAUUCAGCACCUUCUCUUCUUGCUUCUGUGUUUCUGAUGCUUGGGCUUUGGAUCGUCAGCAUCCCACUAGCAUGGUACCUUUCACAGGCUCUUGCUGGAAGAACAAACGGAAGAAGAAGUUGGAGGUUUCCUUUUCAAAGGGGAUACUGGGGAUACACUGCGGCUGCUGGAUUAUACACUCGAGGUGACACAUUUGCUGAAGAGAGGCAAAAGUCGCAGCAAGAAAACUCUUUGCGAAUCCUAAAAAUGUCAAAGAGCUACAAACGUGGAACUGCUCUACGCGAAGUCUCGGUGACAAUGAACAACGGAGAAGUUUUUGUUCUCCUUGGCCACAAUGGUGCUGGAAAGUCGACUCUGAUUAACGUUUUAACUGGCUUGACGGAUGCAACUUAUGGAGAAGCUUAUUUCAGAGGCUGCAGUUUCUCAACAGACAUGGCACAGAUUCAAGCAGUGUGUGGAAUUUGUCCUCAGUUUGACGCUCUUUGGGAUGAGCUAAACGCGGAAGAGCACUUGUACGUGUGUGCUGCCAUGCAGGGUCUUCAUGGGAAGUACGCUGCCGAAGAAAUCAAGCGUGUUCUUGCAGCAGUGGAUCUUUCAGAGGAGGGUAAAAACAUGACAACGACCUUCUCUGGAGGCAUGAAGCGAAGGCUAUCAGUUUGCAUGGCCGUGCUGGGUGACCGUCGUAAACUUAUCUUCCUGGACGAGCCAACCACAGGCGUUGAUACAAUAAACAAGAAGCGAAUCUGGGAGCUCAUUGAGAAGGUCAAAGAAGAAAAGAUAGUGGUUUUAACAACACACAACAUGGAGGAGGCCGACGCUCUUGGAGAUAAAAUCGCAAUUUUGCACCAAGGAACUCUAAAAGCCGUUGGUUCAUCUCUAUUCUUGAAGAAAGAGUUUGGUUCUGGUUAUCAGAUCUCUUUGCUUCUAGCCUCUCCCGAAGACGCGCCGGAAGUCGAGGCUAUUGUCAAACGCGUUCUUCCGGGAUCAAAAAUUGUCCAGUCCGCGGCUGGAAACUUGAAGGUUUCACUUAACCACAACACAGCACUAGCCAUUCCAAAACUUUUAACCGAGCUCAGAGUGAGGCUACCCGGGAGAGAGAAAAGCGAGCCUCCGACUUCGUCCAAAUAUCUCAAAGAAUGGGGUAUCUCCAACACAACUCUGGAAGAAGUUUUUCUCCGGCUCAGCGCUCGAAAUGACCACCAAGUGACUGAAGAGAACGAGAACGAGAGUCCCGAUGUUGAGAAGCUGUGCCUUAUGUGUGGGGUGAAAAGAGUCGACGUUGUUACUCUCUACACGCGCUCUGGGAUUUCCGUCAAGGUACCAAAUGCGGUGUGCUUAACGUGUGCUUUGGCAGAGCAAGCUCCAGUUAUGAUGGACUCCAUCGCAGAAGAUGAGAACCACGAAAGCCAACCUUUAAACGAAAGUUACGAAGAGCUCACCGAGAGUUUUGGUCCGCCUCCAAACACUCAAGUCCGUGGUGAGAAUCACGUAAACAAUGGGGAAAAUCAAAACGAUCCAGCUCCAACGACGGUUACGAGCAACGCUGGGUUAUUCCGAUCGCAGAUACGCGCGGUGUUAUACAAAAACUUUCAGCUCAACUUGGCACAGAAGAAGGCCUUCGCUUUCUACUUUCUUACGUUCGUGGUAUACGUGCUACUCAUGAAGUUUUUCGGAGGAUCGAUCUCCGGGACACGCCAGAGUUUCUCCGAGAACGUCUGUCCGGGAAGGAGCGAUCUGGUUGACAGUGGCUACUGCAGCGCUCAAAACUUUGAAGCUGGUUUCUUCCACAUUGAUCUAUCGUGGACUGCUCUCUCCUCAGCUCUCGCUCCAAUGCUUCUCAACUCGACUUUAGAUCCAAGCUCGAGGGUGGCAGUGACACCGGUGGUAUGGUACUCUUCCCAAGGAGACCUCGAUCUCAAUUAUACUUUCACUGGCAGCAACAAGUCUACGGUGGUGGCGCUCAAACAAAUUCAGAAUCCAGAUCCUAAUGCUCUGUUCGUAUCCGGGCAGCAAGAUCUCCAGAGAAAAUCUGUCCGAGUCAGAGUUCCGUUCUGCUCAUCCAACGCUCGAGCCAGUGACGGCGAUCGAGUUUAUAUUGAAGACCUCUCCACGGCCACCGCAACUUAUGAUGCUUUGUUCCCGACUUCCGGCCUGGCCUGGUCGACUUACUCGUCGGGAGGUUCUAGCGAUCGUCAUGUCGCAGCUACUGUGAGAUACAAAUCCAGGUUCCACUCGUACGACGCAACAAGGAUUUGGAUACGCAUGAGAAACGUAACGUCUGGUUUGUGUGGCUUCUCCGGCAGCAGCAGCACUUAUAAAGAUCUCGCUCAGCUCUACACCGAUCCACCCUCGACCUCCUCCUACAUGGUCGCCUCAGUAGCUCCCUUCCUCGCGAUGAACGCUAUAAGCAACGGGCUAGCUUCCACGGCUGACAGCAAUGCUCCAGCGAUCACGGCCAGGCUUAGAGUUUAUCCGGAUCUCGAGUUCGCAGGCAACCGACAGGACGAUGGUGUUUACAACCCGGCGACGCUCCUCUUCGCCAUCAUGGGACUGUCAACGUUCUUCCCUCUCUACGUCCGGAGGCUCGUCAUGGAGCGUCAAACUGGACUCCUCCACUUGAUGGUGAUCGCUGGGAUGAAACCAUCGGCGUACUGGCUUGGAAACUAUCUCUACGACUUCAUCCUCUCAGUGAUCGAUGGGGUGGUGUUCUUCGUAAUUGGAAGACUGGUCGGAAGUAGCUUCGUCCACGCCGAUCCGCUCAUGUCCGCUUUGAUCAUCUUGGCUUGGGCUCACGCUCUCAAUGGCAUGUCAACUUUCACGGCCGGGUUUUUCAGCAGCGUUCGAGCCGCGUCGUUCGUUGCCAUCGGGAUCAUCAUCACUGCUGCUGGCUGCGUCUUCGUCAAUCUGAAGUACAAGGAUCAAAGUUCCAUGCCUGCUGGAGCCGCCAUCUUUCCACCCCUGGCUUUGGCUCGAGUUCUCUAUCUUCUCUUUGCUGGAGUGAGGCAAGGCGAGCUUAUUACGGAUAUUGUGGUACUUCUCCUUGGCAGCACGCUGUUAUACGUCGCUGGAGUGCUCGUCAACCAGGCUAGAGCGUCGCUCAAUCCCUUCGGGUGCUUCUCUAGAUUGUUCACGAGGGAAAAUAAGUUUUUGGACGAGGAAGCAAAACAAGAUGGGACAUCCGACUCCGAAGACAUUGCUAUGGAGGUGGACAAAGUUCGAAACGCUCAGCCUGGAGUACUGGCGAUCAAGACACAAAACUUGAGGAAGAUUUAUCCGGCCUCGAGCGGGAAGGGAGCCAAAGUAGCAGUGGACAAUCUCACGCUCGGCUUGCAGUAUGGUGAGAUCUUUGGACUCCUAGGAGCAAAUGGAGCAGGGAAAACUACAGCACUCUCGAUGCUAUCCGGCUCUCUCGCACCCUCGGCAGGAACUAUAGAGAUUGGAGGAAAAGUAAUUACCGGGAAGAACGAGCUCUCUCCCAACCAGCUGAGCAUCUGUCCUCAAUCGGAUGUCGUAUGGAAGGAUCUCUCGGUGUGGUCGCACUUCAUGAUAUACGCUUAUAUCAAAGGCUUGAGUUCCGCGCAAGCUCGAGCUUCCAUUCAGACAAUCGCUGGCGAGCUUUCACUCAAUGGCGACUCGUUUCACAAGAAAGCGUCUAGCUUAUCUGGAGGUCAACUGCGUCGGCUCUCUUUCGGUGUUAGCCUCGUUGGGAGUCCCUCGAUUCUACUCAUGGACGAAAUAACAACCGGCCUUGAUCCUGUAAGUAGAACAACGAUCUGGGAUGUUGUAAACAAGCAAUCCAAUGCUGGACGCUUGAUUCUACUCACAACACAUUCCAUGGAAGAGGCUGAUACUCUUUGCACCAGGAUUGGUAUCAUGGCUCAUGGGAAAAUGAAGUGCCUUGGAGCUCCACUUCAUCUCAAGAAUCGUUACAGUAAUGGCUACACUCUCACUGUUGUGACGCAGAAAGACGACCACGAGAGCUCCGAGACAAUUGCUUCGCUGAUCAAAAGAGCUGCUCCAGAUGCCACUCUUGUCUACUCAUGGCGCCGAGUUCGCAAGUUUUCCAUCAAGAUCUUCGAUCUAAAGUAUCUGUUCCAGUUGCUAGAAGACGAUGCGAACAAACUCGAGCACGGGAUUCGAGAGUGGCAGAUCGAGCAAACGACACUUCAAGACGUUUUUCUGAAAGUUUCCGAGCACGAGUGAGCUUGCAUAUCUGCUAUAUUAUAGAAGAAGAGCCCGAGACCAGGCUUCAUUGUUUACAG